Pectinophora gossypiella (pink bollworm) is the source of this 8164-nucleotide messenger RNA. It is a transcript of the gene mask, whose product is annotated as ankyrin repeat and KH domain-containing protein 1. Gene Ontology annotation, cellular component: cytoplasm. The record is from RefSeq and is a predicted model, not a curated record. The coding region runs from base 183 to 7880 and encodes 2565 amino acids. Gene Ontology annotation, biological process: innate immune response. Gene Ontology annotation, molecular function: protein binding; RNA binding. The transcript is spliced from 48 exons. NCBI's taxonomy places the organism in Eukaryota, Metazoa, Arthropoda, Insecta, Lepidoptera, Gelechiidae.
GGGAGAUAAUUGGUUAGCCUACUUGAAGCAUCCGGGAACCUCGCCAUAGUAGUAGACAUGGCGGGUAUCAACCUGGCUAAAUGACGAAAUAAAUUUUGUUUGCUAAUAUAAGAACGUGUUAAUUACCUAGAAAAAGUGUUGAUACUAAAAGACUAUUUAAGUUGUAUUUGAUUAGGACAAAAAUGCAGAAUGUUGGACAGUCUGAAAACCGAAAUAUCGAUAAGGUGAAUGUGCAACUUGAUGUGGUAAAAUCGUCCACUCCUCAGAGUUCGGCUUCGAGUCCGGCCAAAUCUGAAACCGAAACGUAUUCAGGAGCACCUGCCAAAUACAUGACGGACUCUUCGGAAAGCGAGGAUGACUCUGUAUCCGAGAUCUUGCUGGCUUGUUUGUGCCUUAGCAGGCCAGACCUGUUGGCGGAGAUGGAAGAGGAAGGUGGUGGUGCGGAGUCAUCCAAGUUCCUACUUUCCCACGACGACCCGGAGAGGGCCGUCGAUCCUGAGAUGCAGGCCAGGCUUGAGGCCUUGCUCGAAGCAGCCGCAGGCAUCGGCAAGCUGUCCGGCGAGGGCAAGCACCUGGCUGACCCGGAGGUGCUGCGACGGCUGACGUCGUCGGUGUCGUGCGCACUGGACGAGGCGGCCGCCGCGCUCACGCGCAUGCGCAGCGACCAGCCGCCCCACCACCACCGCCACCACCACCAGGACAAGCCGACGCAAUGCGGGUCGACGGCGACGGGGACGACGGGGCCGGUAGGGUCGUCAAGCGCGGAAGGUGCUCCAUCCUUAGCUGAAGCCUGUUCCGAUGGCGACGUGGGAACUGUCCGCAAGCUGUUGACCGAGGGGCGCAGCGUCCACGAGACCACGGAGGAGGGGGAGUCGUUACUGUCUCUCGCUUGUUCCGCCGGGUACUACGAACUCGCGCAGGUGCUACUCGCCAUGCAUGCCAGUGUCGAGGAUAGAGGCAUCAAGGGCGACUGCACCCCCCUCAUGGAAGCGGCAAGCGCGGGGCACGUGGACAUCGUGCGGCUGCUGAUCGCGCACGGGGCCGACGUGAACGCGGUAUCAGGCUCCGGCAACACCCCCCUCAUGUACGCAUGCGCGGGUGGCCACGAAGACUGUGUGCGCGCACUGCUCGAGAACGGCGCCAACGUCGAGGACCACAACGAGAACGGACACACGCCGCUGAUGGAGGCAGCGUCGGCAGGACACGUUGGCGUCGCGAAGAUCCUUCUCGAGCACGGCGCGGGCAUCAACACGCACUCCAACGAGUUCAAGGAGUCGGCGUUGACGCUCGCUUGCUACAAGGGCCACCUGGAUAUGGUUCGGUUCCUGCUAGCCGCCGGUGCGGACCGCGAGCACAAGACGGACGAGAUGCACACAGCGCUUAUGGAGGCCAGCAUGGACGGACACGUGGAGGUGGCGCGGCUGCUGCUCGACUCCGGGGCGCAGGUGAACAUGCCAACGGACAGCUUCGAGUCCCCGCUGACGCUGGCGGCGUGCGGCGGCCACGUGGAGCUGGCGAUGCUGCUGCUGGAGCGCGGCGCCAACAUCGAGGAGGUCAACGACGAGGGGUACACGCCGCUCAUGGAGGCCGCUAGGGAGGGUCACGAAGAAAUGGUGGCGCUUCUCCUCGGCCAGGGUGCGCAGAUCAACGCGCAGACGGACGAGACGCAAGAGACGGCGCUGACCCUCGCCUGCUGCGGCGGGUUCCUCGAGGUGGCGGACUUCCUCAUCAAGGCGGGGGCGGACGCUGAGCUCGGCGCCUCCACGCCGCUCAUGGAGGCAUCGCAGGAAGGACACCUUGAACUCGUGCGAUACCUCUUGAACGCGGGCGCGGACGUGCACGCUCAGACGCAAACGGGCGACACGGCGCUGACGUACGCGUGCGAGAACGGCCACACGGACGUAGCCGACCUGCUGCUGCGCGCUGGCGCCAAGCUGGAGCACGAGAGCGAGGGCGGCCGCACGCCGCUCAUGAAGGCCUGCCGCGCCGGACACCUCUGCACCGUGCAGUUCCUCGUCGGGAAGGGCGCAGACGUGAACCGCAUGACGGCCAACGGCGACCACACGCCGCUGUCGCUAGCAUGCGCUGGCGGGCACGCCGAUGUGGUCAAGUUCCUGCUGGCCUGCGACGCCGACCCCUUCCGCAAACUCAAGGACAACUCCACCACGCUCAUAGAAGCAGCCAAGGGCGGACACACUGCUGUUGUGCAGCUGUUACUCGACUACCCGCACUCCGUCAUGUUGCCCAGAGCGGGCACGCCGGCGGCGGGCGAGGACGGGCCGGGGCUGUCGGCGGCGCAGGCGGCGGCGCUGGGCCUGAGCCACGCGGCGGCGCCCGGCGCGGCCGGCGCGCGCGCGCUGCUGCCCACCGUGCAGCCGCCGCCCGCGCAGCCGCCCGCCGCGCAGCCGCUCGCUGCGCAGCCGCCUGCCGCGCAGCCGCCCACUGCGCAGCCGCACCCCGACCUCUCCGCCAACUUCGCCAAGAUGUACCUCGACGGUCGCAAGAAGCAGGGCGCGAGCACCACCAGCAGCCCCAUGUCGGCGGCGCCGCCCGCCGCGGCCCCCGCGGGCCCGGCGCCCGCGGCGGCCCCCGGCGCGUGCUACGCGGGCGGCAAGCACAAGUGCGCGCGCAAGCAGCGCGCCGCGCCCACGCACCCCGACCACCACCUGCCGCCGCCGCCAGACAUACUCGACGACCAGAUAUGCCACGAGACGAUGGCUAAGCUAUCCCUCCCGCCCGGCUUUACCUGGAAGGACGUUACCAAGAAACGCAAAAAUAAAGAUCCCAUUGAUCACGAUUUCAAUAGACCGGAGGCGCUAGCCGCGGCCCGCAACGAAAUCCUACCGGACACCGAUCGGAACCUCCUAGUCGACAUCAACGACUCGAAUGGUCCGCCGACGCUGGCCACGUCGGCGCUGCACGCGCUCGACCUCCAGUUCUGCGCACAAGGCGUGACGACAACGCUUCAUGUGCCGAGCACGCCGCCGUACCCGCCGCCGGAGCAGCUGUUCCCAGUGCAUCAACUCGCCGCCAACCUCAACCAGCUCCAACAUGAACGUUCUCAGCACCAACUGGCGGAGCUGCAACAACAGCAGUUCCAGUUGGCGCAACAACAGCAACAACAGAAGAAGCCGCAACAACAACCCCAACAACAGUAUGCUCAGGACUUGCAGAGGCCUGAGGGCUUCGUGUCACAGGGAGAAGAGGCGGCGGCGGGCGCGGAGGCGCGCGAGCUGGCCGCGGUGCUGGCCUACCUGCAGCGGGAGGUGCCGUCCCUGGUGGCGCUGCCGCCCAACGAGCUCAGAUCCUUGGUGCUGCAGGUGAUGCAACAGAAGUCCCACGAGAUCCUUUCGGCGAAGUGUUCGGUGGCGGAGCCCAUAGCGGCGGCCGGGGCGGGCGCGGGGGCGGAGGCCGCGGCCGAGGGCGAGGAGCGCGCCGCGCGCCGCCUGCUGGCCGCCGCCGAGGAGGCGCUGGCCGCGGACUGGCCGCGCGCCGACCACCAUCAUCACCACCACCACCAGCACCACCAGCACCAACACCUCGACCUCACCGUGGGCAACGGCUGUGGGUACCGCGUGCGGCCCGCAUCCCCGGGGGCGGAGGGCGAGGCGGCGCCGCAGCCGCCGCAGGAGCCGCAGCCCUACUUCGCGCCACCGCCGCUUACGCACGACGAGUACAGAUCGGCUACGUUCGCGGCGCCUGCGGCGGCGACGGGCGUGGCGGCGGCGCCGGGCUCGCUGACGCCGCAGCCCGCGCCUCACGGCAAGCGGGACCAGACGCACCACCACAACACCUCCGCCACCGUCAAGAAAAAGGGCCGCUUCGGCGCCAUGGGACGCGGGUCCCGCGGCGCAGCGGCCGACAGCUAUGGCAGCUCCACCCCGCCCGCGCCCGCGCCCGCCGCCUACUCCGCCAUGGACGUGGACGGCGAGACCGACUCCAACCGGGACACGGCGCUCACGCUGGCCUGCGCCGGCGGCCACGAGGACCUCGUCGAGCUGCUGCUGUCGCGCGGCGCCGACAUCGAGCACCGCGACAAGAAGGGCUUCACUCCCCUCAUCCUGGCAGCGACGGCAGGUCACGAGAAGAUCGUGGAGAUCCUUCUCAACCACGGCGCGGACAUCGAGGCUCAAUCCGAGCGCACCAAGGACACGCCCCUCUCCCUCGCCUGCUCCGGAGGACGCUACGAGGUCGUUGAACUCAUCCUCUCGAGAGGGGCAAACAAGGAACACCGGAACGUGUCCGACUAUACCCCGCUGUCCCUCGCCGCUUCAGGGGGCUACGUCAAUAUUAUACGACUCCUGUUGCACCACCAGGCGGAGAUAAACUCUCGCACGGGCUCGAAGCUGGGCAUUUCCCCCCUCAUGCUGGCGGCCAUGAACGGGCACACAGCGGCCGUGCGGCUGCUGCUCGACUGUGGCUCCGACAUCAACGCGCAGAUCGAGACCAACCGCAACACCGCGCUCACCCUCGCCUGCUUCCAAGGCCGACACGAAGUUGUAAGCCUGCUUCUCGACCGCAAGGCCAACGUGGAGCACCGCGCGAAGACCGGGCUGACUCCCCUGAUGGAGGCCGCGAGCGGGGGCUACGUGGAAGUGGGCAGAGUGUUGUUGGACAAGGGGGCUGACGUGAAUGCGCCGCCCGUGCCUUCAAGCCGAGACACCGCCCUCACCAUCGCCGCUGAUAAAGGACACACUAAGUUCGUCGAACUACUGCUUCAGAGACGAGCAGCAGUGGAGGUGAAGAACAAGAAGGGCAACUCGCCGCUGUGGCUGGCGGCCAACGGCGGCCACCUCGCCGUCGUGGAGAUGCUGUACGCCGCCGGCGCCGACAUCGACUCACAGGACAAUAGAAAGGUCUCUUGCCUGAUGGCCGCGUUCCGCAAGGGCCACACCAAGGUGGUCAAGUGGAUGGUGGGCGUCGUCACGCAAUUCCCCUCAGACCAGGAAAUGACGAGGUAUAUCUGCACGAUAUCAGACAAGGAACUCAUGGAGAAGUGCCAAGAGUGCGUACGAGUUAUCCGCGCGGCUAAGGAAACGCAAGCAGCACGCGCCAACCAAAACGCGACCAUAUUACUCGAAGAGUUGGAUGCAGAACGUUGCCGUGAAGAAUCCCGCCGCCAGGCUGCCGCGCGCCGCCGCGAGCGCAAGAAGAAGAAGAAGAUGGAGAAGAAGGUUGGUCUAGUGAGCCUUGCUCAUGUGGAGGAACGGCGGAAGCUUCAAGAGGAGAACGACAAGAACUCGAUGUACUGUGAGAAGGCGCUGGGCGAGUGCUCGGAGGGCGGCGAGGCUGACGACGAGCCGCAAGCCAAGGAGGAGGGCGACUCCGGCAUCGACGCCAACUCACAGCCAUCCCUGCAGGGCUCGUGCUCGUCGUCGGACGUGAAGGCGCCGCCCGCCACCAGCACCAAGAGCAAAAAGAAGAAGAAGGAUGACAAGGAGAAGGCGCCCCCGCCGCAACCAGCGCCGCCUGCCAAACAACCGGAUAAGACUAAACCCAAAAUAGACGUGAAACCCGAGAAAGAACCGUUGAAGGUGGACAAGAAGCAAGAGAAAGAAAACGUUGCGCCGAGCUCGCCGCCCGCGACGCCGGCCAAGACCGCGCCCACCCCGCAACGGCUGCCGGAGAAGAAGGACAAAAAACCCGAAGAGGAUAUACCUAAGAGCAUAACAGUACAGAACGUUAAAUACGGGAGUAGCUCUAGAAAGAGUCAGGUGUUUGAGUCCACUAGACACAAUGUGGAGAAAGACGACGUCGAUACGGGCGUCGCGGACAAAAGUAGAAAGAUACAUAGCCAGCAGUGGGAGGCAGACAAGAGCACGUCUCCCAAGGGCAGCUGCGCGGGCGCCGGCGCGGCGCGGCGCGAGGAGGGCUGGAAGGAGGUCGUGCGCAAGUCCAGCGUGCAGACGCUCAACACGCUCGAGCCCGGCUGCAAGAAAGUAUCGGUAGCGUCGCACGCGAUCUCGCGCGUGAUCGGUCGCGCCGGCAGCAACAUCAACGCGAUUCGCUCCGCUACUGGCGCGCACAUCGAGGUCGACAAGCAGAGCAAGGGGCAGGGCGAACGCAUCAUUACUAUCAAGGGCUCUGCCGACGCGACGAAGCAGGCGGCGUCGCUGAUCGCGGCCAUGAUCCGCGACCCGGAGGCCGACAUCGCGGCACUGCUGCCCCGCGCCAAGCUGGCGCCAAUGCCGCCGCCACCCGCCCCCGCGCCGCCCCACAAGCCGCCCAAGCAACCGCCGCCCAAGCAGGCGCCGAGCGCGGCGCCGCCGGGCCGCGUGGCGGCGGCGCGCACGCCUGCCAAGCACGCCGCGCCGCGCGCGCAGCCGCCGCGCCUGCAGCCCAACGCAUCAGCCCCAGAGAAGCGCGCGGCGUCCACCCCGGCCACCCCCGCGCCCACGCCCGUAAAGUCUACGCCCACGUUAACGUACACGGGCGCGAUAGUGGGCGCGCGGCACAACACCUUCGCGGCCAAACUACAGACAGCCACGCCGCCCGCCGACGCUAAACCACGCCCUGCGCCGCCGGCGAGCACGGUGGCGUCCCCCGCGCCGGCGCCGGCGUCGUCGCCGCUGAAGGUGUCCCGCGAGUCCCCGGGCGCGGGCGCGGCGGGCGAGGAGCCCCGCGAGCCGGCCGCCAGCCCCGACGCGGCCGCGCCCGCCUGGAGCGCCGCCGACGACGCGCCCGCCGCACCCGCGGCGCCCGCGGCACCCGCGCGCGCCAUCAACACCACGCCGCAGUCGAGCUCGAGCAGCGGCACGCAGGAGUACUCCCUGUUCAAGGACGUGUCGGCGGGCGCAGGCGCCGUGUGGGGCGCGGCCGGGGAGCCCCACAGCGUGGACCCGCCGCCGCCGCAGGUACUACACUUCACCAACCGCUUGGUGGACGCCAGCAAGGCGCCGGGCUACCGCGGCGGCGCGGGCGCGGGCGGCUGCUCGCCCUGCUCGCGCACGUCGUCGCACGGCUCCACGCCGCCGCCCGCCUACGCGCCGCCGCAGCCGCCGCCCGCCAGCUACCACCAGCCCAUGCCGUGCGGAAACAACGUCAAUCCCAUGGACAUGAGUGGACUAUCCCGGAAUGGACCUAUCUACCCGGAUAACUCCCGGAAUGGGCAUAACAUGAUGGUGUCAAUGUCGGGCGGCGUGUCGGGCGUGUCGGGCAUGUCUGGUGUGUCGUCGGGCUCGCUGGGGCUGGGCUACGUGGGCGUGGAGGCCGUGUCGCGCCUCAACCCGCGCGCGCCCGACUUCGCGCAGAGACACCCGCUCAUGCAGCCUAAGCACAACCAACAGCAGUUGUUCGCUGGCGGCAGCAACGCCGGCAACCUGGGCAACCUGCUGAUGAACGCCUACCAGCAGCAGGCCGCGCCCAAGCUGCAGCCGCACGCCCAGCACCCGCAGCACUCGCAACACUCGCAACAUGCGCACACGCCGCAGCCGCACCCCUACCAGUCCCUGCUGGAGCGCGGCGUGGGCUGCGUGGGCGGCUCGGUGGGGUGGGGCGGGGGCGGCGGCGAGGAGGAGGAGCGCAAGCCGCGGCCCAUCGGCACGGAGCGCGCCUGGAAGCUCACGGCCGCCGACGACUGGCCGCACCACCUGCCGCACGCGCUGCACGCCGACCACGACCGCUACCAGAACGUGAGCGGCAUGGGCGGCGUGGGCGUGGGCUCGGUGGGCCCCGUGGGCGCGGCGCUGGAGGCGGGCUACGCGGGCGGGUCGGCCACGGCGGCGGCGCUGUCGCUGAUGCACGCGCUGCCGCUGCACUACCUGCCGCCGCCGCCCGAGCCGCACUGGGAGCGCCACCACGCGCCCGACAAGCACGCCCGCCACGCGCCGCCCGCCGCCGACGCCGCCGCGCCGCAGACUUGGAGCAAAUGGACUCACUAGAGUCCCCCCGGCACAGACGACGACUGCCUUACUACGCGCGCCCCCAGUCCCGCCACUGUCGCCGUGCUACCAGCCGCACGUCCGCGCGAUAGACCUAUCCGCCGAGGAUUAUAUAUAAUUGUAACCCUUGGAAACGGUGUAGAUAUUAGUGAGAAAGAUUAUAUUAUACAGAUUAUCUAUAUACAUAAUAGAGAAAAUGUCCUAUCGAGAAGAGAACUACUUAUACUGUACGAUCGACUGAAGUGAGCAUUAAACGAUUCAUUAUAAUGAAACUCGUGAGGGGA